CCUGGCCUUUUCUCUCUGUGUCACGCUUCCCUCGCCUGAGUGGUGGCUCGCUCCGCCCAGGUCUCUGGUCGAAUCGAAUCGGGUGGGCUCGGGCUCGUCUCCCAGGAAAGCGCAACGAGAUUCCUCGCGCGCACGGCAGAUCGCGCGGGAGUGGAGGGAGUGGGGGAAACGAGCCGCGAGUGCGCGAGGAGCAUGGGAUCGGAGGGACGGGGCUGGAACGGCGCGGCCGCCGGCAGCGGCGACGGCGUCGGAGGCAGGGAGGAGAAGCCGACCACCACCGCCGCGGUGGCCGCGGGGGCGCCGGCGGACGUGCCCACGUCUGCGGCCUCCGUCGACAUAACCCUGCCGCUCCCGGAGAUGACGCCUCGCAUCAUAGGCCUCUGCAAGGAGUUGGUCAAAGGGUGGUCAUCGCUGGACAGCUCCUGCUUCUCCAUCGAGACGGUGUCUGGCGGCAUCACGAAUCUAUUGCUGAAGGUGUCUGUCAAAGAAGACACUGACAAUGAGUUUUCUGUGACUGUUCGGUUGUAUGGACCAAAUACAGACUUGGUGAUCGAUCGGAAAAGGGAAUUGCAGGCGAUACCAUAUCUCUCAGCUGCAGGGUUUGGGGCUCGGCUACUUGGAAUUUUUGAGAAUGGAGUAGUUCAGUCAUUCAUCAAUGCUCGAACACUCUCACCUGCAGACAUGAGAGAACCUAGAAUAGCAGCUGAAAUUGCCAAGGAGCUCCACAGAUUCCAUCAAGUAGACAUUCCAGGGCCUAAAGAACCGCAACUGUGGGAUGACAUAUUCAAGUUUUUGAAAAAAGCUUCAGCAUUGAAGUUUAAGGAUAACGAGAAGCAGAAGAGAUAUGAGACAAUCUCAUUUACAGAAAUACAAGAUGAAGUUCAAGAACUUAAGGAUCUCUCGGAUCUUCUGCAUGCGCCUCUGGUUUUUGCACACAAUGAUUUGCUUUCAGGAAAUCUGAUGCUCAAUGAUUCGGAAGGGAAGCUAUAUUUUAUUGAUUUUGAGUAUGGGUCAUACAGCUACCGCGGUUAUGACAUUGCAAAUCAUUUCAACGAAUAUGCAGGAUUUGAUUGUGACUACAACAUGUACCCAGAUAAAGAUGUCCAGUAUCACUUCUUCAGGAAUUAUCUGCAACCUGAUAAACCUAGUGAGGUGCGGGCACAAGAUCUGGAAGCACUUUAUGUCGAAACAAACACUUUCAGAUUAGCAUCGCACAUUUACUGGGCAUUAUGGGCCCUUAUUCAGGCAAAUGUAUCCCCGAUUGAUUUCGACUAUCUUGGGUACUUCUUCCUAAGGUACGGUGAGUACAAGAAACAGAGGGAGUCCUGCAUUUCCUUGGCACAAGGCUUCCUCUCUGAGCUGAGAAAUGGCUAGAACCUGAUAAUCUGUUGACGAGUCAAGAAUGUGAUCCGCUCCCCUCAUGGCGGGUAGGCUUCGGCUGCUGCUCAGAAACUCUAUUAUGGUGGUGGUAGCAGCCUCUCGUUGUUGUAUCUGAUGUUAGAAAUUCGUCAUGGCCUGUUAGGAAGCCACACGAUGGGUCCUCGGGAAAACACCUGUAUACUUCUAUUUGUAAUAAACACAGUCCUGAUGGGUUCUGCUCCGUGCAAUUUGUUGUGCAUAAAAGCUAUCCAUGUUUAAGCUUUUUGAUACAUUCUGGCAGAAAAAGUAUAGUUUAAGAUUAGCAAAACUGCAAAAGUAAGGCUUUCUAGAAAUUCCCUUCCCCUGACCUUGGAGUUUUCAAUAUUUGGUGCUGCAUUUUUGAAUAAAUAAAAUUUUGGUUGAUA
Molecule: messenger RNA, 1784 nt
Organism: Setaria italica (foxtail millet)
Lineage: Eukaryota; Viridiplantae; Streptophyta; Magnoliopsida; Poales; Poaceae
Product: probable ethanolamine kinase
Exons: 11
Coding region: 193-1374 (393 amino acids)
Biological process (GO): phosphatidylethanolamine biosynthetic process; phosphatidylcholine biosynthetic process
Cellular component (GO): cytoplasm
Molecular function (GO): choline kinase activity; ethanolamine kinase activity
Source: RefSeq, a predicted model, not a curated record